Acanthaster planci (crown-of-thorns starfish) is the source of this 3939-nucleotide messenger RNA. RefSeq names its product CMP-N-acetylneuraminate-poly-alpha-2,8-sialyltransferase-like. Gene Ontology annotation, molecular function: alpha-N-acetylneuraminate alpha-2,8-sialyltransferase activity. NCBI's taxonomy places the organism in Eukaryota, Metazoa, Echinodermata, Asteroidea, Valvatida, Acanthasteridae. Gene Ontology annotation, biological process: oligosaccharide metabolic process; N-glycan processing. The record is from RefSeq and is a predicted model, not a curated record.
AUGUACAUGUACACAUGUACGUGCGCGUUGAAGCCAGCCGCAUACAGCGAGGUCUCUCAACGUGAAGAAAACAGUUGUAUCACCUUGUACAAAGCACUGAAGUCUGAAAACAGCUCUGUUUGAAGGAGGAAAACUAUGCAGUUGACACUUCCAUGUCAGGACUAAGGCUUAGGCCUCAUCGUAUCACACAAAAUAUUUCAAACAAAGACGGUUUCACUGGCCCCGCGGUCUGUGCGUACACUUUAGUUCCUGGGUGAGUGUUCAGUCUUUACUUCACUACGUCAUGCGAUAAAUUUGUCGGAGUUUAUCAUUAACCAAAUAACCCCUCGCCAGAUUCUAUGCACAGGAUGAAAACAUAAAUUGCCAACUGCGCAGCAUUUACACACCAGUUUGAGUGGCCUAUAGGCGUUUAUUUUCGUUACAUUGCGAAAAUCAAAACAUGCGCCAUAAUACAGUGCAUGACGGUGCUCGAACGGGAUCUACACGCUCGCUUGUUGACAGCGCCACGGUGGCACGCGGUCGGAUACACUGUGUGUGUGUCGCUCAAAAGAAAAAUAAACGGUUUAUGAGCGUGCAAGGUCAUCACUGAAAGAACGGGGGGAGAUUGUGCCAUUUUUUCCAGCAACGCUUGUCUACCGUCAUGGCGGCUGUUACCAGUCCGUUUCGAGUGUGGAAGUUGGGGGGCUCCACAAUCAGGCCAUCCCUCCGCUUCGACGGCACUGGCAGCAAAGUCCUCGCCCAUCCUCGGCCGAGCUGUGGCCGGAAUUUGCCCUGCUGGCUGGGGCACCGCAUCUGGUUGACCUGCCGCCGGCACCUGCUCCACAGCAGAGUCUUCCUGCUGGCCGCCGUGGUCGUCGGCAUGACGCUGCUCCUGAGGAGCAGCGCGAGCGGAGUGGUCCAGGCCGACGAGUUGAUGGUGGAGGAGGGCCGAGAGAAGGCGGCGCUGAGAACAACGCGAGUCUCGAAGAAAAAUCCUCCCCUCGGGAAUGAAACCAUAAUUGUCAUUCCGGCUCGUGCCAACAACUCACGGUCGGACCUAGCUGUUCAUAAAGACGCAGAGCCCCCGGCCCCAUCCCCGUCCCCGCUCCAGCUCCAAACACCUACAGAUCCACGCCCACCAAAAGUAGCACCGCACGACCGGAACUCGCCAAAUUUCACCAAGGAAAUGAGGCAUUUCGCUGAAUCCUACGCCCACAGCUAUCCAGAUGGCGACCAAUUUAUGGCUUACGUCAAGACGGUGAUCAAGCGCAAAUGGGAACCCAGUCUGAACAACACGAAUCAAUUUAGGCGUGACAUACGUGCAGCACUGGCCGAGGUGGGAAAGAGCAAGAACGUGUACCUGACCAAGCACAAUACACCCCGCCACAAGGUGAUGAUGUACUACAUGGCCGGCAAGCCCGCCAAAAUAGCCGAUCGAAUCUGGGAGACUCUGCCAAAUGAUUCAGUCUUUCAAGCAGACCGCUUUAAGGUCUGUAGCGUGGUAGGGUCAAGCGGUAUUCUUAAGGGCUCAAAGUGCGGGGAGGAGAUAGAUAGAGCCGACUUCGUCUUCAGAUUUAACUUGGCUCCCGUUCGGGGAUUUGAGACGGACGUUGGAGAGAAAACGAAUUUCACGACGCUAAACCCCACCUUUAUCAUGUACAAAAUGAACUCCAUCAAGAAUACAAGCGACGUGGCCAAAUUCACAGAGGCGCUGCGCCAGUUUCAGAAUAGCUUCCUAUACCUGCCGGGAUUUGCCGUCAGCGGUAGCCUUCGGCUGCUGGUUAAAGCGGCCGGCGUGGCCAGUGACGCCCGGGUUACAAAGCCGGUGUACGGUAGUCCCGACCAUUUCCUUGUGGUGUCCAACCUGUGGCGAAAGACACACAACAGCGGCUUAAAAUGGCCUUCAACGGGUAUUUAUGGCAUCUCCUCCCUGUUUGAUACGUGCGACCGGAUUAACGUCUUCGGUUUCUGGCCCUUUGCCAAGUCCUCCGCCGGGAGAGUCGUGCCUUACCACUACAACAACAAUGUCAAAGCGACCAAAGUACACAGCUUUGACAAGGAAUUCAAGACCCUGCUGUUCUUGCAUGAAAAGGGCAUUAUCAAUUUGCAUCUGACGUCUUGCCGAUGAUGAGACAAGCGUUGUGGAUCUUCGCAUUUGCUCCAUUGCUACUUCUGACUAAUACUGCUAACUGAAAACUGAAUUCAUGUCGACCUGUCUCUUUCUUAAAUAGAGACAUUAUCUCCAACUCUCUCCAAAAGAAUUCUGUUUGAAAGAGAGGAAUCUCAGAUUUUUAUACUAAUAGAGAUACCUUUAUUGGGAAAGAAGAUAUCUUUGUUUUGUGAUAGAAUGGUUACAUCACGCGCCCGGAAAUAGGCAUGCCUCAAAAACAAAUAGAUCGAGAUAAUAAUUAUCUAUUCCCUGUUCAUAUUCUCUACUUUUUGUCUUUCCAUCGAGUUUGCACGCCAUUGUGAAGGGUAAAACUAGUGUCGGGAAAGGUUCGAUCCGUUAACACCUGUCAUCUCAGGGACCAAUGGCAAGUGCCUGCUAAACUGUCGAUCAUUCAUAGACCUUUCCCAUGAGACACCGCAUACUGCACUCAUCGCGCGUGGGCACGCAGAACGCGUCUGCCGUAGGGAUGCGUUGCUAGACUUGAAAUCAAGUCGGUAAUUGGCCGGGCACAGUCCACCUUCCUAUAUGAAGGUUGUUAUUGAGCUGUGCGCGACCACUUGUCUUGGCUAAUACGGAGAGCGCUUUGAACUUUGAAGGGGGUAAGACGGCUGCAUUAGUAAGCCGGAAGACGUGGGUUCGAGUCCCUCCCAAGUAAGCUUGUGAAUUUUUUCGCUCUCGGACACGCCCUGAGUAUACAGCGUUAUAUAUGUUGGGUAAGGGCAAAAUCCGGAGUAUAAGUUAACAUCUCCCGACGCAAAUGUCUUAAUUUAGUUACAUCGAAUCCACAAAAGGUUUACUCGAGCCUAUCUUUGAGGACGAGUGAAUGCAUUACUUCUGAGGACGCGUGAACGCAUAACCUCUUUCCUAUAAUGCCGUAGUGUGAAAUUGUUCCGUCUCGAUGUAACGAGCCGUUGACACCCCCUUUUCUGAAAAAAAAUGUAGUUUGGAAGGAGAUUAUUUUGUUGUUAUAUAGUGGUUUUCGGGUUUCAUUCGUUGGUUUUGGUUUCAUUUUACAUUAGAAAUAGAUUCAAGGAGCUUUUAUCACUGAAAUAUUUUUGUCUUCUCAAGCAACUCAUUACCAUCGAGCAAUUCGUAUUUUAUGAUUGUUUCAGAGGUUUAACUUAUUUCUGCUAUCAGGGUAGUAAAGAAGAAUAUAUGGCACAUUGCCAGCCAUUAUUUGGUUAUUAAUUUGCGCUGUUCUGUUUAUAUGUUUAGUACAUGGUCAUCGGUCGGUUUUAUGGGUGAGUUUAUUCAAAUUAGAAAAGGUGUAAUGUCGCAAAUAAUUAAGUCAAGAGCAAUAAUUAAUACACAAAGGGAUAAACGCCGAGUGUAUUUUGAUGAGUGCCCAGUGAUGAUAAACUGAAAAAUAUUUCAUUGGGCUUUUCUUUAUUUUUGUACGAAGCAAUGAUGGAUUCUUAUGUGGCUAUUCUAUCAUUGAUUUGAAAGCUUGUAAAUGUAUUUAAAAAACUUGUUUGUGUGGGAUUUUUUGGUAAGACGCUUGGCCUAAGGCCUAGAGAAAGUUUAUAUUGAGAAUGCAUGCUUGAUGAAAGGGCUCAGGCAAUUCGAUUGUUUAUGCCGUAAACGCUGGUGCGUUGCACCUUCAGCCUGAUUUUCGUGUUGUGUCGUUUUAUUGCUGUGUCUCUCCGUCAUUUAUUGUAAAUAUGAUUUCAAAUUUACAUCAUUACACAAGCGAAAUUGUGAUGUCAUCUAAGGUAAAAAUCCACAGUGUUACCGCAAUUUCUUCAGUAAGUUUUGCCCGGAAUAAAACCGUGGAUUUUGUUUAAAAAUGA